CCCAGCUGCGGCAGGGACUGCUCCCCACGCUGUGCUCCCCACGCCGGCCCCGCUUGGCCAACUACGCCACAUCUGCCGAGCCCUCCCGGGUCCGGGCGCUGGUCUAUGAGCACCACGGGGACCCAGCCAAGGUCGUCGAUUCAUAUGGCAUCCCAGGUGUACGGCCUCGGCCUCAAAGGACCCAUUGUGACCUUAUCCCGCCUGGGAUCUGUCGCAGGAGGACAGUGGCAUCCCUCCGACUUGCUCGGCGCCACGACGCUCACAGGAAGGACAUGAGCAGUUGGGGAGGUGACCCGAGACCCAGCCAGACAGCGUGGGCGCCUCGUUGCCUCUCUUACCCCGCGGGCACUGUGCCUUGGACUGAAGAACCUGGAGCUAGCCGCUAUGGGCGGGUCGGACGUCCGUGUGAAGAUGCUGGCAGCCCCUAUCAAUCCAUCUGACAUAAAUAUGAUCCAAGGAAAUUAUGGCCUCCUUCCCGAGCUCCCCGCCGUUGGAGGGAAUGAAGGCGUUGGCCAGGUGGAAGCAGUGGGCAGCGACGUGACUGGUUUGAAGCCGGGGGACUGGGUAAUUCCAGCCAAUGCCGGCUUGGGCACCUGGCGGACCGAGGCUGUAUUCAGGGCGGACGCACUGAUCAGAGUCCCGAGUGACAUCCCUCUUCAGAGUGCUGCCACACUGGGCGUCAACCCCUGCACUGCCUACCGGAUGCUGAAGGACUUCGAGCAGCUGCGGCCAGGAGAUUCCGUCAUCCAGAAUGCAUCCAACAGUGGAGUGGGGCAAGCGGUCAUCCAGAUCGCCGCAGCCCUGGGCUUGAGGACCAUCAAUGUGGUCCGAGACAGACCUGACCUCCAGAAGCUGACCCAGAGAUUGAAGAACCUGGGGGCUGAGUAUGUUUUCACAGAAGAGGAACUCCGAAGGCCCGAGAUGAAAAACUUCUUUAAGGACGUACCUCCGCCCCGGCUUGCUCUCAACUGUGUUGGCGGGAAAAGCUCCACAGAGCUGCUGCGGCAUCUGGCGACCGGAGGAACCAUGGUGACCUACGGAGGGAUGGCCAAGCAGCCCGUCAUCGCCUCUGUGAGCCUGCUCAUUUUUAAGGAUGUCCGACUUCGGGGCUUUUGGUUGUCCCAGUGGAAGAAGAACCACAGUCCAGACGAGUUCAAGGAGCUGAUCCUCACGCUGUGUGAGCUCAUCCGCCAGGGCCAGCUCACGGCGCCCGCCUGCUCCGAGGUGCCACUGCAGGACUUCCCGCAGGCCUUGGAAGCGUGCAUGAAGCCCUUCGUGUCUUCCAAGCAGAUUCUCACCAUGUGCUGACUCCAGACGUGAAGUGGCGGGGAGCCGGGGCGACAGGCCUGGUUUCAGACCCGGCAGCCUGGGUCUCAGCCUCCACUCACAGCUCCGCUCCUUGCCGUCACUUCCAGCUCCGAGAAUUGUGCCAUGGCCAAGGCUUCCCCGGGGGAUGUAAAAUAAAGUCUGAACUUCCUCGAAACAACCUAACAGAGGAGCUGCGGACGGCUCAGGGGACCGGGACACGUGCUUUGCAUGCGGGGAAACCCCAGAUUUGAUCCCCCGAACCACGGGAUCCUCAGAGCACUGCUGGGAGUGAUCUACGAGCACUGCCACAGUGUGCGGGAGCCUCUCCUUCCCGCCCAGAAAACCACAGCGAUCUUCCCAACCAGGAGGCCCAUAGAAGGCCUCUUCUUUUGUUGUUGUUGUGUUGUGUUUUUUAUUAAGGGACAUAUCCAGUGUUUCCCGUGCAAAGCAAGCACCCUACCCACGGCACCAUCUCUCCAGCCCCUUUACAGCUCGUUUUACCUGAGAAAGAAGCUUCUAUUUUAUUUAAAUAUAAGGUAUCUGGAGUUUCUCUGAAUCUAAUCCUAACCGAUAAUCUAUGAUUUAAUUUAUACUAAAAUCAACUGACCCAGUGAAAAAAAUUAAUUGUGGACAUCUGUGAUUCCAGCCAGGAAAUUUGGACUUAUCCUGUUGUCAAAAGAGAACAAAACAGUCUGACUCAAAAAUACAUCACAUCCUCUAUGCUUUACAAAUACAAAGUAUUUUGGUUUGGUUUGGUUUUUUAUUUUUGAGUCACACCUGGCAGUGCUCAGGGCUUACUCCUGGCUCUGUACUCAGGGAUCAUUUGUGGUAGGGUUUGGGGGAUGGUACAACGUGCCAGGGAUCAAACCUGGGUCAGCUGCAUUCAAGGCAAAUGCCUUCCCUGCCCCCAGAAAAAAAAAAUUUAUAAUUUUCAGGCUGAAUCAUCUCAAUAGAGUUGGGAUAGUUCUGGCCCAGUGAGUUAAUAUCCUUCCCAGACAUCACCUGUGUAUAUCACCUGUCGUCCCGUUGCUCAUUGAUUUGCUCGAGCGGGUGCCAGUAACAUCUCCAUUUGUCCCUGUAGUGUGCUAGUGUAGCCCAAUGGCGUCUACUCGCCCCAGAAACACAAAGAGCAUCAAACUGUUCGUUCAGGGUCUUGACAAAGAAGUCCGACAGUCUCAUAGGUGGGCGGCCAGCCGUUCUUUUGACGUUCCUUGGAAUCCAGUCGGUAACUGCUCUAGUCCAGCAGUCAUAUCCAACUUGACCAAAAGCUUGCAUUCAGUAGACUGAGAGCACCUGUAAGGGCGAUUAGAGGCUGCCCCAAAAGCCUCCAUUCCUCUCAGAGAGCCCAGAAAGCUUCCGAGGGUAUCCCGCCCGUACAGCAGAGCCUGGCAAGUUACCCGUGGCGUAUUCGAUAUGCCCAAAACAGUAACAAUCCUUCUCAGAUAUCUAAAAAAAAAAAAAAGAAGAAGUUUUUUGGCCCCAGAGAAUCAAAGAAGACCAAGAGGUAUUAACCUCCUACGAACCAGUUUGAGCAUACCAGGAGCCCUGAGGCUUCGUGAGUCUUGCUCUGGGGUCCGCUGGGAGCAUCCACCUUGUGACUGCCAGCAGCCACUGCUAGAUACUGGUACCUUGGUUGAUAAGAGCUAAUGAAGUCAGCUUCCCUCAAGGAAAGACUGAGGUCCAGAGGAAAACUGUUAUUGGGCUCAUCUGUCUGUGCCAGGCAUCCUUGACACUUGCCCAGAGGCUCUCAGCAGCACUCACAAGCCUCAGGCUUAUUGGUAGUUACCAUGUCCUGUUGACAGCACUGGGCUCCACCAGUGCAACCGAAAACAGAGUCAUCACAUGGCAUGUGAAGGCAGGAAAAUCCUGGAAAGACAGCAAGCCUGCCCUAGGUACACGGGAAGGUGUCAGCACCCUCUGAAAUGGAAGGUUUCCCUAAGCCAUAACCCUAUGCAGUGUGUGAGCACCUCGUGUGCAUCCCCAGUAACUUUACAGCAUCCCUACACCUAAGACGGUUGUAUCAUUGCAUUGCAGAGGAGGAAGCCACAGAGACCUGAACUAAGGUCACACCGCUCAAGGUUACAGAGAAGGCACCCAACUCCCUGACAUUGUCUGGCCUCUGUACUAGUAGGUACCAAUGUGUAUGUCCCCCCCAUGGGCCUUCUGCACUCACUUUUCUCAGGAGUUCUUGAUUUUUGUCAAUAGUGAUUGAUGUGUCAGCCAGGAGAGAGUUCAGAUUUCCCUCUGCCUAGUGGGGAGGCAUGCGAAGAAGGGAGAAGCCAGAUGUGAUUUCAGUAGUCCAGGUGAGAGAUCAUUUAUUCAUUCAGUAAGAGCUGGGAGAUAGAACUCAGCAGCAGAGCACUUGCCUCAACUGUGUGAGGCCCUCCACAAAAACGUUCUGUGUGUGUGUGUGUGUGUGUGUGUGUGUGUGUGUGUGUGUGUGUGUGUGUAACCAAAGAAGCCUAUGUUUUAAUUCACUCAGUAAAUACUUUGAACACCCUUAAGUGAAAAGCACUGUGAUAGGUUGUCAGGGUAUAGCAGAAUUAAAAAGAAAAAGGACCCCUAAUAGGCAACGAACGAGUGAGUAAACAAGGUAAUUGUCUAGGAAAAUAGCUUCUAGGAAAUUAAAAAUACAGGGGGAGCAAUAGUAAUGAAGAAGACAAGGAAGGUAGACAUAUUAAGGUAACUAAGGGAGGUCUGAGAUCUGACUAGGGAAGAGCCAGCCAUAUUUCAGGCAGAAGAAACAGAGAGCAGGUUUAAAAGCGCUGAUGUGUGAACAAUACAAAGAGGCCUGAACUAGUUUAGUCAGUGGGAGAGAAGUGACAAGAUUCCUAAACAUUUACAACAGAGGUCUCCAAACUUAUUUGGUCCAUCGUUUUUUGGAAAUGGGGAAUUCUUUCUUUUGCACAUUGAUGCUGGUGUGUACCACCGGUGGCUGACACUUGGAUGGGGUUUAAUUUCCACCAAUUGCAGCACCAUCAGUGUGUUAAGUGAGCAAACAAGAGUGGCCCUCACCAAAUGCAUGAGGCUACUCCACCCCUGUGGAUUAUUCUAGUGUCCCCACCCCAGGACAGUAUCAUUCACUCUGGGAAAGACUGAUUAGAAAGAAGGAAGAACAGACUGGAUGUGGUGGCUGAAGGCGGGCUUGGCCAUCUUGCCAGAGGUGUACUACCUAAGUUAGGGUACUUGUGAGGUGGAGCAGGUUUGGGACACAGCAUUUCACCUCUCUGGAGGCUCUCCCACCUGUGCAGUGGGUUUGAACAGCUGAUAUGUCAACGAAGGUUAGCACUAGUUCUUAGGAAUAUUAUCCUGGAGAAGAGGGAGGUAGCUCAGAAGACUGAAGAACACCCAGGCUUGAUCCCCUGCACAACACAAUCCCCUGCGUUUGACCACAUAUUGCCCCAAAUUAAAAAAUCCUCAUACCUUGCUAAAUUCAAAAAAAAAUAAAAUAAUUACAGGAGCCAGAGAGAUACUACAUCGGAUAAAGUGCUUGCUUUGCAUCUGGCUGACCCAGGUUUGACCCCCCAGCAUCCUAUACGGUCCCCUGAGCCCUGCCAGGAAUGAGCCCUGAGAAGAAAACCAGAAGUAAGCUCUGAGCAAGCCAGGUAUGCCCCCUGCACCACCACCACCAAAAUGUAAAUAUAUGCUCAAAGGCCCAAGAAAGAAGGCCCAGCUGGCUUGGCUUUUAUGAUGAGGCUGUAAGUUCCAACCCCAGAAAUGCCACUGUGAUCCCCAACUGAUCAAGUGUUCAAGAAGUGUAACGAUUAUGGUACUGGCAUUCCUGAACAGCAAAGCAACAAUAGCAAAGGGAAGAGGCUGGGAUAAGCUCUAAGAGUAACAGAAUUGGGGCUGGAGCGAUAGCACAGCGGGUAGGGCGUUUGCCUUGCACGCAGCCGACCAGGGUUCGAUUCCCAGCAUCCAUAUGGUCCCCUGAGCACCGCCAGGAGUGAUUCCUGAGUGCAAAGCCCAGGAGUGACCCAAAAAGGAAAAAAUAGAGUAAUAGAAUAAAUCAGGGGAAUCUU
Molecule: messenger RNA, 5330 nt
Organism: Sorex araneus (European shrew)
Lineage: Eukaryota; Metazoa; Chordata; Mammalia; Eulipotyphla; Soricidae
Gene: MECR
Product: mitochondrial trans-2-enoyl-CoA reductase
Exons: 11
Coding region: 385-1308 (307 amino acids)
Biological process (GO): fatty acid metabolic process
Cellular component (GO): mitochondrion
Molecular function (GO): trans-2-enoyl-CoA reductase (NADPH) activity
Source: RefSeq, a predicted model, not a curated record